Molecule: messenger RNA, 2615 nt
Organism: Chinchilla lanigera (long-tailed chinchilla)
Lineage: Eukaryota; Metazoa; Chordata; Mammalia; Rodentia; Chinchillidae
Gene: Rspo2
Product: R-spondin 2
Exons: 7
Coding region: 1-963 (320 amino acids)
Source: RefSeq, a predicted model, not a curated record
AUGAACGAAUGCGGUACAGAGGAGAAGAAGCAGUCGAGCCCACACUUGGCAGACGGGAUGCAGACGCAGUCUGCCGGGCCCCACGAUUUUCCAUCGAAAGCCUCCUGGCUGUGCUUCUGGGAGAUGCUGCGCUCUGCCCUUGGAGCGCUGCGUGCUGAGGCUCUCGGAGCCUCUCCUGCCGAGGGACUCGUGGAGUUUUCUCCCUUCGGAGUGUUGCACUCUAACACGCACACCGCUCCUCUCCCCACGCGGUCUGCGUCCAUCCUCGGUCUCGUCACGGGUGCUGUGGACGGCCACCACGAGGUGCUCCUGUCCUCUCACCGCGCCAGCUACGUGUCAAACCCCAUUUGCAAGGGCUGCCUGUCGUGCUCCAAGGACAACGGAUGCAGCCGGUGCCAGCAGAAGCUGUUCUUCUUCCUGCGGCGGGAGGGCAUGCGCCAGCACGGGGAGUGCCUGCACGCCUGCCCGGCGGGCUACUACGGGCACCGCGCACCCGACAUGAACAGAUGCGCACGAUGCAGAAUAGAAAACUGCGACUCUUGCUUCAGCAAAGACUUUUGCACCAAGUGCAAAGCCGGCUUUUACCUGCACAGGGGCCGCUGCUUUGAUGAGUGUCCGGACGGCUUUGCACCCUCGGACGACACCCUGGAAUGUGUGGAAGGAUGCGAAGUUGGCCAGUGGAGCGAAUGGGGAACCUGUAGCAGAAAUAAUCGCACGUGUGGAUUUAAGUGGGGCCUGGAAACCAGAACACGGCAAAUCGUUAAAAAGCCAGCAAAAGACACGAUCCCCUGUCCGACCAUCGCGGAGUCCCGGCGAUGUAAGAUGACCACGCGGCACUGUCCGGGAGGGAAGAGAAUGCCGAAGGCGAAGGGGAAGAAGAACAAGAAGAAGAAGAGGAAGCUCCUGGACAGGGCGCAGGAGCAGCACAGCGUCUUCCUAGCCACAGACAGAUCGAACCAAUAAAGCCAGACCCGGACGGUGGAUGGGGUUUUGUUUCAUUUCUGCAGAAGUGCACAAAGCUACUCUCGCUCCUGCAUGCUGGUGCACAGCCGUGGGCUGCUCUGCCGGCCUCCUUCCCAGUGGCAUCGUGAAAGCUGCAGCCUGCCAUGGCCUCGGGAUUUAUGCUUUGACUGACUCUGGAGCCGUGCAGGCUGGCGCUCGUGACUGUCUGUACUCGGCCUGGGACUCGUUUAGUGCACUCUCCUGGCUCUGGGGACCUGCAGGGUGUGUGGCUGUGGCCACCCCUGGAGAUGCACUUGAGCCUGAUGUGGAGGAUGAGCAGAGGACCGAGCACUGCUCACCUGUGACCUUUGCUUCUCAGCUGUGCAUCUGCAAGGUCAGAGUGUGCGGAGAUCUGCUUCGUGUGGGCAUGCGGUGUUCUUCCUGUUCCCGACCUGCAAACUGCUGCACGGACUCCGCUGUCCAGCUGGGGAUGAGCUGCAGAACCCUGCCCCGGCUCUGCGCGUGCUCAUCUCUACAAACUCCUUGGCCACCUGGAAAGCUCCACUGCCCAUGUAUUUAUGCUUUCUCAUGUGUAACAAGUCACGCCCGAGUCCUGUCACUUUGUUCCUAGUGGUCCCUAACCAGCGUCUGGCAAAUGACUGUUCUUAGUUUUGCAAAUUGACACGUUUUUGUUGCUUCUUUACACUUCUUUCAAAGGUGGCCUUCUUUCUCAUGAUAAGGAUACAAUGGCUCCUCAUCUAUAGAUCAGACAACUGCCGUUGGGGUUCUACUGUUGAGAGACCUUUCCACGCUUGUCCUGUCCCACGUUCAGAAGCAGCAUGCACUGUCAGACUUCAGAAGCCAAACCUCCCUUGUGAAGGCCAAGUCUCCAACGUGAAGAUUUCAUGGAACACAACUAAACACGAGAAGUUCGAUUCAGUCUUCAUGUAACGUAUUUCUGACUUUUUUUAAAAUUUAAAGCAAUCCUCACUUUCAGCUGUCAGUCUUACUGGGUGUGAGUAGAUGUUAGAAUCAGGGAACUAUACAUAGAAUUGAGGAGAAAGCAGGAUGAAUUCCUACCACUGCUGGUCAGGUCUUGACAGACCUCGAUUGAGCCAGAGUCUAUCUCAUAUUUAAAAACAAAAUACAUGAUGGGAACUUGCCAGCCGAUUCGUAGAGCAGUUGUUCGAAAGCUCCAUGGUCUAUGAGGAGCUUGUUCUUAGGGGAUUGUGAAUGGGCUUCUGAAAACAUGACCUUCCCAGCUGAUCCAGAGGAAAACCGGAGUGACCACAAAACACCACCACCAACAUGGUUGUAAAUUUUUCAGUAAACGACCAAAGCGACAUCAAGCCUUUCCCUCACCUUGAAUUGGCAAAACUACCUCUUCAGUAUUUUUGUUUAAUGUCUGAGUUAAAAGCAUCUUACCAAUAUGUAUAAAUGUCCUAUGCAUCAUUAUGGAAAUAGCGCUGUGAGAUUAUAAGCCAUAUCUGAAUGUCGCAUACAACUUUAGGGUUUGCAUUUAAACCUAAAGUGUUCACCUCCUUUCAUGUCUGCUUACACUGUCGUCCUGCUUACCACGUGGGGAGGGGUCUCCUUUAUAUAGAGCUUCACUGUUAGUAAGUCAGUGCCUGUUUUGUUUCUGAAAUGAUUGUUUUGUGCAUUAAAAAUUUUCA